Molecule: messenger RNA, 3635 nt
Organism: Scatophagus argus
Lineage: Eukaryota; Metazoa; Chordata; Actinopteri; Scatophagidae
Exons: 4
Coding region: 108-1772 (554 amino acids)
Source: RefSeq, a predicted model, not a curated record
UGACGAUUGCUGUCAUGAGUCUCAUGCAAACUUCUUGCAAAUCGAUUCAUGUUUGACUCACAAAUGUGAAGGAGAGAAGGAGUAAACAGGUGACAACUGAAUGCCAGAUGUUCAAAAGAGAACAAAUUUCAGUGAGGUUCGACACGUCUGAAGUCUUAAGUCCUGGUACCACCAUGAGUCCUGUGCUGCUCCUGUUCCUGCUGCCAACAACUCUGAGCUCAGAAUCCACAUCCACUCAAGCUGAAACCAGCACUGGUCUGAAAUUCAUUGUUGCUUUUCCAGAGAACAUUGCCUAUUAUCAUCCUGAUCAGCCCCAAAACAAGGUCAGAAUCACUGCCUUGUACCACAACACUGAGCUCAUCAUCAAAAUGAAUACAUCACAUAUCCAAACAGAGAUCCUGAAUGCUAGACAGACCUGGGAAUUUGCACCUGAUGCGAAACUGGAGCUUGACAGGUCUGAAAUUGCCAACAAAACUCUACUAAUUACCAGUGACAAGUUAAUUACCGUCCAUGUUGUCAGCCUUAAAAGCAACAGUAUGCAGACAAUUCUGAUUACCCCUGCUGACCGACUGGGCACAGAGUACCUCAUCCCACCAGUGCCCAUGAUUGAAGGAACUACUCACCCAGUGGACAUGGUGAUGAGAGAUGUAGCAGAAAGAGGUCCAUUCAAACUCAUUAUCAUCAACGUAGACCAAGAAAACACAGUAACUGUUCAAGGUGCAGUAUCCAAGGUUGUUUCACUUCAGCCCUACCAGGUUGCUCAGAUCUGGGUGAAAACAGAGGACAUACUGAGAACUGUGAAAGCUGAUCAGCCAGUGGCAGUCCUCUUCGGUCACUCCUGUGCCAUCCGGUACAACUGCACCUGUGGGCAGCUGUACACCCUGCUGCCGUCAGCCAGAGAAGAGCAGCAGAAGUUCUACAUUCCUCCUGUUCUGGCCAAAGGUGCUGAAGAUGAAACUUUUGUUCUUCUUUCCACCCAAGUGAGCCCCUUUAAUUCAAACUCAGGGCUAGUUAUGACAGCAGGCACAGCCAUGCUCUACCGUCCAGGCUUACUCCUCCCUCUGAUCCCUGAGAUUGACUUUGCUGCCUGUUCUGUAGUCAGCUUCAUCACCAGCGUGCAGAACUUUGCUGUGAUUGUGGUCCACAAGGAUUUUACUGAUGGGGUUCAUGUUGGAAGUCGUCCUUUGGAGAGUCCUGAGUGGCAGCAGCUGCAAGGGACAGAGUUGGUUUCCACAUCUGUUGUUCUGGCGUCAAACCAGACAGUCAUCUGGCACUCUUUCUCUAAAAUGGCCGUCUACUUUCUGGGAAAGAAGGCAGGUGCUGUGUUUGGGCACCCAGCAGCCGUCGUCAGUAAAAUCCCAGAUAUCAGAGGUUGUGUCGUGUCUCCAGAAGUUGUAAAAAUUGGACAACAUGCAGGCAGCUGGCAAGAAUCCCUGAAGUACUGCAAAGACAACAACCUGGAGCUGGUCAGUUUCCCCAAGGCUCAACUUCAGAGACAGAUUUAUGACAAAAUUGUCCAGGCCAAGAAUGACAGUCUGCAGGUUGUGUGGAUUGGCAUGCGUCGGAGCUCCCAGACUGGGGAAUGGUACUGGCUGAGCAGAGAUCCAGUCACUGACACCAACUGGGGGGACGGCGAGCCUGGCAUGGUGCACGAUGGCCAGUGUGCCAUCAUGAGUCUGGAAAGAAGCAAGGACUUUGGCUGGAGUGACGAGAACUGUUGCAAGAAUAUCCAUCCCCUGUGCUACAGCAGCCCUGUCCUCUUAUCCGUGUAGGGGGGUGAUCAAACAGGGUGACAGGAUGGAAACAUGAACCAGGCUCAUUGAAAAACAGGCUACUGAACACCAAGCUUUGUCUGCAGGUUUCAGAACUAGAUGUCAUAUGUUCCCAGUUCCUUUGUGAUUUACAUUAACUAUUUCUUUGUCUAAGUAGUUUAGUUUAUCUAACCUCAUCGAUACAUACACUGUAGUUGGCAUGAACUAUUUAUUAUUAUUAGAAUAACUUUUAUAAAGUUAGACAGUAACAGUAGUAUUACUGUUCAAAUUAAAAUUUAGGCAUGAUAAUAUCUGAAAAAUGUGGUCAAAAAGAUUAUUUCACCAAUGUUGUUAGUGACGUUAGGUGUCAGCUCAUAUUCAGGAGGUUUUGUUAGUCAUGUGGUUCGGUGAGGUUUGUACAUGUAUUCAAGAAUCUAACACCAGGUUCAGGUUCCCAUCACUGAGUGCUGCCACCUUCAAUGUGUCUGGAGAUACUCAAGGUUUUCUACAACUUUAUUAACAUAGUAACACCUGGAAACACUUUGAAGUGUGAAAUCAGUGAAACUCACCGUUGAAGAUAUUUUUUGCCCAACUAAACUAAACUAACAACCACACUGAUUUUGUUACUGCACAUACUUUGCAUCAACCUUUCCUUCUUAAAUAGUGCAAUUAAAGGUACAUUUGUGGUGACCCUGUUUGACUGACAGGACCAUUAUGGAGCAGAACAGUUUGAACACUUGUUUCAGGUCGGGUGCUGACAGACAUAUAAACGCCUAAAUGAAACUAAGCCAUGGAAGGUUCCAGCUGUUACUUUUGGUUUGAAUUUAGCUACUGCCUCAUAUACAUGGAACAUGAGACAUCACUAAAAUGCUGGAUUAACAAAAUCAUUUUUCAGUUCCAGGAAACUAACAUGAGGACCAACAGGAAAAUGUUCCCUUAGACAAGGCUAGCCGUGGCUAUUUCAGCAGCUAGCUCAUCUUUAACACUACAGUUUUUAGUUUUGUUUUGUAGCCCCACUAUACAUUACAGUUCUACAUUAUAUCUACAUAUUAUAUAUCUACAUUAUAGGUUUACAUUUAUAUGACAUCAGGAUUAUGAUUUAAAUGGUAAGUAAAUGCCAAAAAGUCUCGUCCUAACUCUUCUUUGACUGAAUAUAUAUUACUUUCUGCUUUGUUGGUUUUGUAGAGCAGUACUGGCCCUUAAAAUGAAUUAAGAACUGAUUGAUUAUUUAUCAGUCAGUCUGUAGACUACACACUGCUUGGUUAAGGAAAAUAAUAAAUCAUUUUCAGAUCAUGAAUUUCAUUCUAAAAUUUAAAUUUAUUUGUAGGUAGAAGAAACUCAGUUUGAUGUUACUGAUUGUUCCAUUAAAUCUGUUGUAACGUGUGAAUCCUGAGUGCUGUUUUGUGUGUUUUAUUUCCCACAUGUCCAAUAAACAUUUUAAUAGAUACACUGAUUCUAACAGAUCCACAACACUGUGGAAUAAAACUCACUUUGGUACUAUACUUAAGUACAAAUCUAAAGAACCUUCAUUUCGUUUCUUGUCACUUUCUACUCCUAUACAGUUAUCUGUCAGCUUUUGUCAAGUUAGUUUAGUUUUCAUGAAGAUUUUUGCACAGUUGACAGGAGGAGUGCAGAAAAUCAGGUAUUUCAGGCUUCAAAAAGCUGACAGUUUACAGGAAGGUGACAUCUGACAUAUGUGACAGAAGCAUAACCUUCUAAUUUACUGCCUUAAUUUAAUUUUCAAAUCAGUUUGAAGACAUUUUAAUUAAUAUCAUUAUUUCAGUGCUAACUUAUAAUACAAUACACUUUUACUUCUAAACUGAGCAUUUCUUCCAAGGAUGUCUCCAUCCAUCCAUUUUCUAUACCGCUUAUCCGUCAGGGUCG